GUUUGACCGACAUUUGGCCACGAGGAUUCUGAGUUUGUAGCCAUGUGGUUGCCGAGUCAGAGAUCUUGUGAACUGCCUGGUGCUGCAGCACGCCCGGCUUUGUUGAUGACCUUUGCUAACAACACAGUCGAUGCGGCGAGCGAGCAGAAGGCUUGCUUCCUUGGAGCAUGCCUGUCGAUGUGUGGGUGGUCCACUAGAGCCAAUCCCUGUUGAAAAGGAUGCAGUGCGACGCCACUUGGGGUUUGCUACAUGGAGCGGCAAUAUAUACUAUCUAGGCCGGCGAGCAGAUGUUGGAGCGUUGACGGAUGAGGACAUCUCAUUGCUUAGACAGGUGCUGCCAGAGGUGAAGGAGCUGGUCGUGCUGGGAAGGAGUAACACUGAUGUCAUCCUUCAGCUGGCUGAGACGAUGCUUCCACUCACACUUGCAAAAGGAGAGGUGCUGGCUGAGCAGGGCCAACCUGAUGACAACAUGUACGUCAUUGCCAAGGGAGAUGUUCUGCUGGACGUUCCCAGGGCAGGACGUGUGGAGCCAGAACGGCGCCGGGUAAGCCAGGGAAGUUACAUCGGGGCUGAGUGUUUGUUGGGAAAUACGCCCCACAAAUGCUCAGCCAUUGCACAGACUUCCUGCCGACUCUUGCGCUUGAAUCGAGCCACAUUUGAUUCGAUCAUCCUUUCUCAAUCGGCUGAAACGGAAGACGAUGAAGAUUCUGAUGAGGAUGAUGAAGGUGAUGGUGAUACCUGUGCUGCGAGCCAGCUGGUGAACAUCUUUGUUCUCUCUGACAGCACCGGUGAAUCCGCAAAAGCUUCGGUGAAAACUGCUGCCGCGCAGUUUGAGUACUGUUCAGGGUCGACAUGUGCAACAAGCCGGGCAACAGUCUACAGAUUUGUGAGAUCUGCCACAGAGAUCAAGACCAUCGUUGAAGCAGCCAAGAAGUGCAAUGCCUUGCUGGUUUACACGAUCAUGGAUCCAAAGCUGCAUCAAGUCGUUGUUGAUGAGUGCAAAGCCAAAGAGCUUGAAUGCAUUGACCUUUGGGGCCCUUUGCUGGCCACCUUCGAAAAAAGAUUCGGCGCCAAGCGGAGUGGAAAAGCGGGUCGGCGACAAGCCGUCAGCGAUGACUACAUGACCAUUGUCAAGGCGAUUGAGUACACUCGAAAAGUGGAUGAUGGUGUUUUGCCUCAUCUUUGGGAUGAGUGCGACAUCAUGCUGAUUGGACCAUCGCGAGCUGGAAAGACUCCCUUGUCAUUCUACUUGGCACAGAGAGGCUAUAAGGUGGCCAACUACCCGUUGGUGCCAGAGGAGGAGCCUCCAAAGGAGCUUUUCGAACUCGAUCAACAAAAAUGUUUCGCACUGCAAAUCAAGCCUGAACGAUUACAAGAGAUUCGCACCCAGCGAAUGAAGCAGUUCAAUCGCUCCAACACGAAGUAUGCCAAUUUGACCAACAUCAAGAAAGAGGUGAGCUGGAUCAAAAACUUUUACUUGCCACUCGCUUGGCAAUUUCAUGUCACAAAGCGGCGUCCUAUCUCGGCGUCCUAUCCAGACAUAUCAGCAAAGAGAGUUGCCCAGCAAUCGUUUCUACCAACAUCGAGCAAACUGGAUUCGCCCGACAGAAUGCAAACACUGAGAAACCGAGGAGAUGGAAAAAGCGUGAAACCGUGUGAAACCCCAUUAAACCGAGCCCUCCUUGAAUACUGUUUUCGCUGUAUUUGGGUUUUGCCGGUCGGUUUUCGUGUUUUUUUGCGUUUUCGCAGGUUUUCGUGGGACUUGCUUUUUCGUGGCUUUCGUGGUUUUUGCGGCAGUCGUGGAUUUUCGCACAUUCGAGUGUUUCGCCUGUGUUUUUUGUUUUUGACCGUUUUCACAGUUGGCUCUGUGCAAGACCCAGAUUUUAUUUUUGCUUUGGUGCAGCUAAAUUUAUUAUUAGUCACAUGACAAUGACAAGUAAAAUUGUGCAGAGGGGAACUCAGGCAGCUUGGAACGAAUGGUGCGUGUAGUGAGGGAACAAAUAUGGAAAUAUAGAGAACUUUUUCACAGGGAAACCGACGCAGGUACUAAGUGUUUGCACAUAGAAUCACACCAAAAACGCCUACUUAGAUGCGUGGUACUAAGAGAGGACCUUAAGUAAAUUUCCCUGGCAGACCCAGC
Molecule: messenger RNA, 2140 nt
Organism: Durusdinium trenchii
Lineage: Eukaryota; Dinophyceae; Suessiales; Symbiodiniaceae
Source: the annotation of a GenBank genome assembly